This is a messenger RNA of Myotis brandtii (Brandt's bat), 1539 nucleotides long. It is a transcript of the gene IFNAR1, whose product is annotated as interferon (alpha, beta and omega) receptor 1. The record is from RefSeq and is a predicted model, not a curated record. The transcript is spliced from 11 exons. Lineage: Eukaryota; Metazoa; Chordata; Mammalia; Chiroptera; Vespertilionidae. Gene Ontology annotation, molecular function: protein binding. The coding region runs from base 37 to 1539 and encodes 500 amino acids.
UAUACAUGAAAGAAACUCAAUCUUCCCAGCUCUCAGAUGCAGAGAGAACUAGCUAACAGCCUCCUUGUGCUGGGAGCAAUCGGGGGAACAAAACUAAAACCUCCCCAAAAUGUGGAAGUCGACAUCAUCGAUGACACCUUCACCCUGCGCUGGGCCCGGAGCAGGGAGCCUGCCGGGAACGUGACUGUGUCGGCGGAUUACCAAAUACCUGGGAUUGUGGAUAAUUGGACGAAACUGCCUGGGUGUCAACAUGUUACUAGUGCCACAUGCGACUUUUCUUCCCUCAAGAUGAAUGUUUAUGAGGAAAUUAAACUGCGAAUAAGAGCAGAAGAAGGAGACAACACUUCCCCGUGGCGUGAGCUUGACACAUUUAUACCCUUUCAGCAAGCUCGGAUCGGUCCUCCGAAGGUACACUUAGAAGCCGAAGACAAGGCAAUAGCGAUCAACAUCUCCCCUCCCGGAGCCGAGGACAGUAUCAUGUGGCAGCUGGAACGCCCCCACUUCAAAUACAGCGUGAUCAUCUGGAGGAACGCGUCGGGGGCGCAGACUUGGAAUGAAACUCAUCACUCCAGAUUUCCCAGAAUUAAAAUUCACAAGCUCGUGCCAGAGACCACGUACUGUGUGAAAGUGAAGGCGCGCCUGCUCCUGCAGCGGAACCCUGCGGAGUUCAGCCCUGUGCACUGUGUGAGCACCACAGCUCCACUCCACCCAGUUCCCACCCCACGCCAAGCCCUCGCCACCUCACCGUCCUCGUCCAUAGUUGAAAAUGAGCUGCCUGCUCCCGAAAAUAUACAGGUCAUUCUGGAAAAUGACACCUAUGUUCUCAAGUGGGAUUACACACAUGACAACGUGACGUUUGAAGCUCAGUGGCUCAAGUCUUAUUUGAAAAGGACCUCUGGAAGCAAGUCAGAAAAGUGGGCGCAAGUGCAGGGCUGCGAGCGCGCCCCCGUGGCCUGGUGUGCCCCGCCCCAGGACGUGUUCCGGAAAGGGAUCUACUUCCGCGUCCGGGCCUCCCGCGGGAACAGCUCGUCCCCCUGGUCCGAGGAGGAGAAGUUUGAUGCUGGAAGGCAAGUUGUCAUCCCUCCUCUGAUCGUGGCCUUGAAGCCCCUGAGCAGCCACUCGCUCCGAGUCUCCAUCGGCCUCCAGGACCAGACCGAGCUCCAGCACUACCCGCUCACCUAUGAAGUCAGUUUUUGGGAAAACGCUUCAAAUACUGAGCGGAAGACCUUUGUGGAGCAGAGAGCCGACUUCACGGUCCCCAGCCUGAAGCCGCGGACGGUGUACUGCGCGAUCGCCCAGGCGCUGCUGGAGGACGGGCCGAGGAGCCAGCCCAGCAACACCGCAUGCGCCACGACAGAAGCAGGUGCGCAGCUCCCGGCGUGUCUUAAAAAGGCGACUUCAGCCCUGGCCAGCGUGGCUCAGCGGAUAGAGCGUCGGCCUGCGGGCCACAGGGUUCUGGGGCCGGGCUCAGAGCAGGGCCUUCCUGGGAGCCCAGUGCCUCCCGCGGGGCAGGGCCUGCACACAGUGCAGGAAACGUGA